UCGUUGCUGGGCCUUCCCCGGCCUUCCGCCUGCGCCAAAGCGUAGUUCUCGUUGGCUUAAGUUCCCCUUUUUUUUUCCCCAGACACUUCCGGGUCCUGCGUCGCCCCGGAAGCCCGCGAGUUCCGGAAGCCUGGGUACCCAGGUUCGGUUGGGAAAAGCCAAGCUUCCUAGAGAACGUUUCAGAGUCCCGCGGAGCGGGGCGUGUCGCCGACUCCCAAGUUCCUUCAGGCUGUGGAAGAACCCUCCGGAGGGGAGCCCUGACUGCUCCUCCUGCCCCGGGCCUGUAAUCUUGGUGCUGCAAAUGCCAGGGCUGUGAUUCCUAUAGGAGCUGGAGGUGGGAGAGGAGCGUACGGCCUCCUCUGUCCUUCCCAUUGGGGGCUGUUGACCACUUCUUCCAACCCUUCCCGUCUAUACAACUAACUGCCCGUUCCUGUGUUUUUACUCUCUUUUUAUCAGAGCUCCCUUCUUACCUGCCUGUCAGUAAGAAAUAAUGAAAGAAGCUCUUUCAUCGUAGUGUAAGGACUAAAUGACUUGCUACUUGAUUUUGCAAAGGGCACUUGGCUACCGUAGUCACUAUCCACCUUCAGUCCUGUCCCUGACCAGUAUGAGGCACGGAUUUCACAGAACUUGCAGCCAAAGUUCCCACUACUAUCAGCUUAGAAGUCUUAACGGAGCUCCAGGAAGGGGGAACUGAGCUCUUGGGAGAAGGCAUGGCUUCCAGAGAAGACAAAGCCCAGAGCACACACAGGGUGCUGAGAAUCAGUCAGCUGGAUGCACUGGAACUGAACAAGGCCCUGGAACAGCUGGUUUGGUCCCAGGUCACUCAGUGCUUCCAUGGGUUCCAGCCCGGGCUGCUGGCCCGCUUUGAACCUGAGCUGAAAGCCCUCCUGUGGCUCUUCUUGUGGCGAUUCACCGUUUACUCCAAAAACGCCACGGUGGGCCAGUCGGUUUUAAACAUUCAGUACAAAAACGACUUCUCCACGACCCUGAGGUACCAGCCCCCGAGUAAGAACCAGAAGCUCUGGUACGCUGCCUGCACGAUCGGCGGGAAGUGGUUGGAAGAACGCUGCUACGACCUUUUCCGAAACCAUCACUUAGCCUCGUUUGGGAAAGCCAAGCGGUGUCUGAACGUGGUGGUGGGCCUGGUGCAGUUAGGGAGCCUCAUUAACUUCCUGAUUUUCCUCCAGAAGGGCAAGUUUGCCACUUUGACGGAACGCCUGCUAGGCAUCCGCUCUGUGUUCUGCAAGCCCCAGCACGUGCGUGAGGUUGGCUUCGAGUAUAUGAACAGGGAGCUGCUCUGGCACGGCUUCGCCGAGUUUCUCAUUUUCCUCUUACCGCUCAUCAACACCCAGAAGUUGAAGGCCAAGUUAUGUUCGUGGUGCAUCCCUCUCGCCGGCGCUCCUGACGGCGACAGCUCCUUGGCCAGCAGCGGCAAGCAGUGUUCUCUGUGCGGGGAGUGGCCCACCAUGCCCCACACGAUCGGCUGUGAGCACAUCUUCUGUUACUACUGCGUGAAGAGCAGCUUCCUGUUCGACAUGUUCUUCACCUGCCCUAAGUGUGGCGCCGAGGUGCACAGUGUGCAGCCGCUGAAGUCAGGAAUCGAGGUGUCCGAAGUGAAUGCUCUUUAGAAACUAAAAAUGGUUUUCUCUGCAGAAAACUGUCUUGUGUUGAAAUCCUUAGGAUUAGUCACCCUCAGCAUCCCAUUUAGGUGUCUUUUAUGAGAACAUGUGCUUCUCAGCCACUGUGUUCUGUUCCUUGCCAGACCUGACUAAAAUCGAAUCACUGGGAUCCAUGGGUUUCUGAGUAUAUUCUGUGAAUGGUAAUGUGUUAUUUUCUUUAAUGAUUGCAUUCAGUGUUCAAUGUCAGGAGUCAUGGGCAGCUUUUGUCAGAUGCCCACAAACAAUGCUCCUUCACUUUGUCCUUCCUAGAACAAGGUUAGCCUCUGAAAAUAAAAGUUUUGGAGACUGGGA
Myotis davidii is the source of this 1970-nucleotide messenger RNA. RefSeq names its product peroxisomal biogenesis factor 2 (gene PEX2). Gene Ontology annotation, cellular component: peroxisomal membrane. The record is from RefSeq and is a predicted model, not a curated record. The transcript is spliced from 5 exons. Bases 711 to 1628 code for a protein of 305 amino acids. Gene Ontology annotation, molecular function: zinc ion binding. NCBI's taxonomy places the organism in Eukaryota, Metazoa, Chordata, Mammalia, Chiroptera, Vespertilionidae. Gene Ontology annotation, biological process: protein import into peroxisome matrix.